AUGUACAUGGACCUGAGCUUGGGCACACUGGUCGAAGACACUCAAGAAGUGCAAGAAGAACACCAAGAAGAAGAGCAAGAAGACGACUUGUACCAGCAGCGAGCUCUAGGUCAAGAUCUCCAGCAUGGCGGCGGCGAGCCAAGCCACGCGACGGAGCGAGAGCACAUGUUCGACAAGGUGCUGACCCCGAGCGACGUCGGCAAGCUCAACCGGCUGGUGGUGCCGAAGCAGCACGCGGAGCGGUUCUUCCCGGCGGCCGGCGCCGGGACGCAGCUGUGCUUCGAGGACCGCGGCGGCGUGCCGUGGCGGUUCCGGUACUCCUACUGGGGGAGCAGCCAGAGCUACGUCAUGACCAAGGGGUGGAGCCGCUUCGUCCGCGGCGCGCGGCUCGCCGCCGGGGACACCGUCUCGUUCUCCCGCGUCGCCGCCGGCGGCGGCAGCCGGUACUUCAUCGACUACCGCCACUGCCAGCGCCGCCGCCAUGAUAUCAGCUUCGGCGAUGCUGCCGCCAUGCCGGCGGCGUGGCCGACAGUCACCAGGAGGGGGGGUGCAACGGUGGCCGUGGACACGGCGCUCGUCCCCGUCGCCGGUCAUGGCAUCGAGGUGGGACCCACAGCAGGAGCGAGGAGCUUCAGGCUCUUCGGGUUCAAUGUCGAGUGCAGUGGCGACGACGGCGCAGCAGCAUCGGCGGCGUCCGCCGAGUUGGAGUACGUCGACGGCGACAGCUAG
Messenger RNA from Setaria italica (foxtail millet), 729 nucleotides. Its product is annotated as putative B3 domain-containing protein Os08g0157700. Gene Ontology annotation, molecular function: DNA-binding transcription factor activity; DNA binding. Lineage: Eukaryota; Viridiplantae; Streptophyta; Magnoliopsida; Poales; Poaceae. The coding region runs from base 1 to 729 and encodes 242 amino acids. The record is from RefSeq and is a predicted model, not a curated record. The transcript has a single exon.